Molecule: messenger RNA, 272 nt
Organism: Racocetra persica
Lineage: Eukaryota; Fungi; Glomeromycota; Glomeromycetes; Diversisporales; Gigasporaceae
Source: the annotation of a GenBank genome assembly
GGUCAUAUGGUACAACACCACAGGAUUUUAUACCAUUUACAAGUUACGAAACGCAAGAUAUUGUGAUGUGCGUUGAUGAAAAAAAAUUCGAAGAAAUUAUGCGACAAAAUGUUUUAGGAUCUCCGGAAAUAGCAUACAAGAAACAUACAGCUACGGAUAUAAUAAAAGAACCCAAUAUAAAUACAGAAUGUCUUUUAAAUUCUGUUGAUUCAAUGCCAAAAUUAAUGGAUCAUGAACAGAUUUGCCAGAACUUGAAUCUAUCACAAAAAUAA